GGGCCAGUCUAACGACGAUAUCUGAAGCAUAAAGACAUGCGACGUCUCGGGUGCAACGGCCGUCAGAGUCAUUGAACGCUUGAAUUUUCCUGGCCCAAGCCGAUAAAAGCCAAUACAGUGCAGCCGAAAGUCGGCCUACUCCGCAGAGUCUACCUAGCCAGAUAAGUGACCACCAGUAUGGUGCUGGCCACGCCCCCUGUGAGCAAGGGCGGUAACGCGGGCGGCCUCUUCAUGGACCAGUAUCAGCAGUACGCGGCCCACUGUGAGACCGCGGACAGCGGCAAUGGCAGCGACCUGGAGAGCACCGGAUUGCCCACCAAGCCGGGCGACAGCGAGGAGAGUGGCCCCUCCUCGCUGGGCAGCGACUCCAUGCACGGCAGUAGCACGGAGUACGUGCGCCAGUCCGCCUCCCAGCCCAGUGGCCAGCGGCAGCGCCAAAAGUCCUUGCGGGUCCUGGGCGCCCUGCUGCCCGACAGCCUGCUCCGGGACAUACGGGACCGGAGGAGCGCCGAGUAUGUGGUGCAGUUCUCGCAGCCAGAGGACGAGGAGAAGAUCCAGGCGCCCGACCAAAUCUCGGAGCAGCCCAGUCCGUUCCGCCUGGCCCGCGAGUCGCUGAGCGAGGACAAGAUCGAGGAGCUGCGGGCCGCCGUGGAGCGGGCCAACUUUGUGCAAACCGGUGAGGAGGCGCAGUCUCUGCCCGCCAGCAGCAGCAUCGGCGGACACCGCGGCAAUAUCAACUACAAGUAUGCUGACGACCAGUACUACAGCUUUCACAUCAACGAGCACGAGAACUUCGGCGCGAGAAGCGCGAGAAGCGGCGACGAGGCGGACCACUCCACGGGAGCGGGAUCUGAGGCGGGCUCCGAGAGCGGGAUCCUAACGGAGCAGCAAGACCUCUUCGCCGGCUAUCGGGACGUGCGAUGUGGGGCCAGUUCCACCCAGUCCACCAUCCGAUCGGCCAAGGGAACGGUGCGGGGCGUCAAGAACCGUGUGCGCAAUGGAAUAGCCACGUUCUUGCAGCUCCAGCAGCAGCCCAAUGCCAAGAACUUCAAGGAGAAAGACCUGGGCAAGGUGGUGCUGUACACCACCAGCAUGGGCAUCAUCCGGGAAACCUACACGAAGUGUGCCAACGUGAAGCAGAUCCUGCGCACCCUGCUGGUCAAGUUCGAGGAGCGGGACGUCUUCAUGAGCGUGGAGUACCAGGCGGAGAUGCGCCAGCGGAUGCAGAGUGGCCAGGUGCGGGUGCCACAGCUGUACGUCGAGGGCCAGCACAUCGGGGACGCCGAGACCGUCGAGCGGCUGAACGAGUCCGGCGAGCUGAGGCAGCUGCUCAAGCCGUACAAGUCCAUGGCCAGCACCUACACCUGCCAGACCUGCGGCGGCUACCGCCUGCUGCCCUGCCCCUCCUGCAACGGGUCCAAGAAGUCCGUGCACCGCAACCACUUCACUGCCGAGUUCGUGGCUUUGAAGUGCAUGAACUGCGACGAGGUGGGCCUGGUCAAGUGCCACAACUGCUGAGCCCCCAUCCCAGUUCUAGUAGUCGUAAGCCCCGUUAGUCUAAGCCACCAAAAUCCAAUACGCUCGAAAUAUGCUAGGCCUAAGUAGUGAAUAGCUAAUCCGUCCCAGGGCUCUGUGCUACUUUAAUCUUCGAGAGAAUAGAGGGGGAUACUUUCUUAGGUUUUACACACAAGGGGGCACCGAAAGGGGCAUCAUAUGCGGAAUGGGAAACUAUGGGCUAAGUACUUUGCUACAAAUUGUAUUCUCUAAUUAGUUUGCAUUGAAGGAUUUAUUUCUCUGUUAGCGGAAGCUAAAACACGUGUCAAAUCAUUUUUUAUAAAGCGGUAAGUUAGACAUUUUAUAUGAUAGGUUAUUAUUAGGUAAAUAAAUGUUUGUUUUAUCGGUGAAGCCCAAUGAGAACAUUUAAGUUUUUGAAUAAUUUAUAUAGGUUUGUCAAUUUUAAGCUAUUAAAACAAUCAAACCUAACAAGAAUUCAGCAAUAAAUAAAAAGUCAACCAGCA
This is a messenger RNA of Drosophila erecta, 2018 nucleotides long. Its product is annotated as glutaredoxin domain-containing cysteine-rich protein CG31559. Lineage: Eukaryota; Metazoa; Arthropoda; Insecta; Diptera; Drosophilidae. The record is from RefSeq and is a predicted model, not a curated record. Bases 178 to 1518 code for a protein of 446 amino acids. The transcript has 2 exons. Gene Ontology annotation, biological process: sensory perception of sound.